Molecule: messenger RNA, 1572 nt
Organism: Entrophospora candida
Lineage: Eukaryota; Fungi; Glomeromycota; Glomeromycetes; Entrophosporales; Entrophosporaceae
Source: the annotation of a GenBank genome assembly
AUGCACGAAAUUUUGACAUUACAAUUUGGACACUUUACAAAUUUUAUAGGAACUCAUUUUUGGAAUACACAGGAUUCUUAUUUUUCAUAUGAUUUGGAAAAUACUCAUGAACCAGGAAUUUUACACGAUGUACUUUACAGAUCAGGAAUUACUCAAAAGGGAACUGAAACUUAUAUGCCAAGACUAUUGGUUUAUGAUUUAAAAGGUGGAUUUGGAUCAAUCAGAAAAAUGAAUAAACUUUAUGAGGAGGGUCUUUCAGAUAAUAAAGAAGAAAUACAACAAAAUCAAAUUUGGGAUUGGAAAAAUGUAACUUAUAAACAAACACCAUAUGCAAAAAAUGAAUAUUUACAAAGUUUAGAAAUUGAAGAGGAGGCAAUAAUAAAUUCUACAAAAGAUCCAAAUAUGAUGGAAAUUGAUUUUGAAGAAAAGUAUUUUGAUUUGGAUGAAAGUGUUAAGAUGUGGUCAGAUUUUAAUAAAAUUUAUUAUCACCCUAAAAGCAUAAAUCGAGUCACACAAUAUCAAUAUGAUGAUGAAUUCAUGCCAUUUGAUGUUUUUUCUUUUGGCAAAAAUGCUUAUUUAGAUCACCAAAAGGAAGAUGAGAAUUCAUUUGAUGAAAAUUUCAGAUUUUUUGCUGAAGAAUGUGAUUUAAUUCAAGGAUUUCAAAUAAUCACAAAUAUUAAUGAUGGAUUUGGUGGAUUUUCUUGUGGUUUUGUUGAACAAUUGAUUGAAGAAUAUCCAAAGAAAUCUGUUUUAACUUUUGGGAUCAAUGAAACUUCAAUAAAAAGCUCAAAUCAUAGUCAUUAUAUUAAAAAUAAUUUGAAUACGAUUUUAAGUUUAAUACAAUUGACAGACAUGUCAUCAAUGUUUAUUCCUAUGAAUGAACCUUCUAAUAAUAUAUUAAAUAAUAAUAAAAUGAAUUGGCUUAGAAAUACUAAAAUAGGAAGUCUUGGUGCUAUAUUUCCUUUACCUAUUAGUGUUUUUGGUGACAUAAAUACAAAAUCAUUAUUACCUAACAACAAUAUUAUGCACAAUUUUUUUGAAGGUCAAGUUAAGAAAAAGGAUAAUAUGUCAAAGUUAUACUCACAAUCAAUUAUACUAAGAGGAAUACCUGAGAUAUUUCAUACAGAAUCCAACAAACCUAAAUUAUUUUCUAAUGAUAUAAUCAAUGAAAUAUUUCAAAGUUUCGAAUCAAUCAAAUGUCCAAGUAAUUUCAAAUUUUCAACAAGCAUUGCCUAUCCAAUACCAAAUUCAUUUCCCAAGUAUUUUAAUAAUAAUCAUUUAACAAUUGACGGAUUUAUUGACUCUACAAAAAAUCCAAAUUUAAUUGUAAAUCAAAAACCUUCCACUACAAAUGAGAAUAAACCAACUGUUAAAGAGAUUCCAAUGUUAACUCACUUUACAAUUUCUAACAAACCAAAGUUAUUUCUUGAUCAAUAUAAAGAGUUUUUAAAUAAACUUGAUUUUAAAAAUUUAAAAGAAUAUCAAGAAGGUGAUAAAGGAAUUGAUUUUGAUGAAUUUUUGGAGAUAAAAGAAUCAUUGUGUAGUCUGUCUGAAAUAUAUGAUCAAGAGUAA